AUGUCUUAUUAACAGAAGGGGUUGAAUGCAAUAAGAUUGUCCCAAAUCAAUUAAACUAUUUUAAAAGCUCGUAAAAGUUAAGAAUAUCCCUCUGAGUGGACUUUGGAUCAUUAAUCUAGAAAUAAUUCACUCAAAUAGAAUAGAGCUAUCACUCAACAUAAUUCAAUCCUCAUAAUGGAAGAGGAGAUUUAAAAAAUGAGAAGACCAUAAACUUCAGAAGGAAGUAGAAGGAAUAAAAUUACAGAUCAUCAAGGUAAAUAAGUGAUUUAAAACACUAAUACAAAAUAUGAGAUUUUAGAAUGUGAAAAUGAAGAUGAUAAAGAGUAAAUAAUUAUAAAAUAAGUAGUGAAUAAUAGCUGUAAUAUAAUUUUCUUAUAACAUGCAAUUCUAGCAAUACAACACGAAAUAAUUAGAAUAAAGUUCCAUUUUAAAGUACUCUUGAUAAAGAUUUUCUAAGUUUGUUUGCUAAUGAUUGA
Messenger RNA from Paramecium pentaurelia, 476 nucleotides. The record is from the annotation of a GenBank genome assembly. NCBI's taxonomy places the organism in Eukaryota, Ciliophora, Oligohymenophorea, Peniculida, Parameciidae.